Messenger RNA from Ictalurus furcatus (blue catfish), 1248 nucleotides. RefSeq names its product rab11 family-interacting protein 5-like. The transcript is spliced from 2 exons. Gene Ontology annotation, molecular function: small GTPase binding. NCBI's taxonomy places the organism in Eukaryota, Metazoa, Chordata, Actinopteri, Siluriformes, Ictaluridae. Gene Ontology annotation, biological process: regulated exocytosis. The record is from RefSeq and is a predicted model, not a curated record. Gene Ontology annotation, cellular component: early endosome; recycling endosome; mitochondrion. Bases 1 to 894 code for a protein of 297 amino acids.
AUGCCUCUGAUCAGCCUGGACGAUGAGGAUCAGCGAUGGGUCCCGACCCACGUCAACGUGACCGUCCUUCGGGCCAGGGCGCUGCGGACCAAGGGCAAGCAGGGCAGCCGCUAUGUAUACACCAUUAUCCAGCUGGGAAAGCUGAAGUACACGACGGGACUGGCAGAGAAAGCGGCCGAGCCCGAGUGGAAUGAGGAGUGUUCACUGGAGCUGCAGCCCGGCCUGCUGGAGUGUGUGGGGGCGCAUCCGCCCGGCAGCGGGGAUCUGAUCCUCACCGUCAUGCACCGGGUGCUGAUCGGACUCGACGUGUUCCUCGGUGAGGCCGUUGUGCCUUUGGAUAAGGUGUUUCAGGGAGGGACGUGUCCUAGGAACGAGUGGCUAAAGUUGCACUCUAAAGCUGGGAGGAAGGAGAAGGAGCGAGGAGAGCUGCAGCUCACCAUCCAGUUCACUCGUAAUAACAUGACGGCCAGCAUGUAUGAUCUGACCAUCCAGGACAAGCCUCGCUCAGCCUUUGGCAAGUUGAAGGACCGUGUCACAGGCAAGAAAAGAGGAGACGUAGAGUCCUCCUCAGCCAUCCUCCCCGGCCGCUAUGCCGCUCUGUCAAGCUCAACGAGUCAGCCUUUCCAGGAGGAUGGUGGGAGGGAGGACCUGGUACAGGAGGAGUGUACUGAUGAAGGCAAGAGCAAGGUGAAGGGCUUCUUUCUGAAGGGGAAGUUGCGAAAGAACUCAGACACGCGUUCCUGUUCAUCGUUGGCCUCAGAGAGCAGCAUGGCGUCAUCAGCAGGGGAUCCUUUUGUUCCCAUAGAACUAUGCAGCACACCUGUCUACAGCAGCAAAGUCGUGGAGCCUUUCCGGCCUGACUCAGACAGCGGAGUAAAGGGUAGGACACCUUGAGAACAAAUUAAUAAGUUGUUAGCUUUUUUAAAAUUGAUAACAGAGAGGGGUGAGCAGUGUAGUUUGGUGACAGGUCAAGUUUUUUCAGUGCUGUUAAUUUGGGGGGCAACAUUAUUUUGUAGAUGCAGUGGGGCAGCCCCAAGUAGCCUAGGUAGUAACAGUCUAGGCAGUAACAGGCUACAAUUAUCCGGUAACUAAAAAACAUCAAAUAUUCUAUUUCCAUCCCAUCCAUCCAUUUUCUGUAUUGCAUAUCCUACACAGGGUCCUGGGAAGCCUGGAGUCUAUCCCAGGGAACUCAGGGCAAAGGGCGGAGGACACCCUGGACAGGGUGCCAACCCAUUGCAGGGCACACUC